GAGCUAUGUAGCUUUCACUCAGUGCCUUCAAGACAUGUCUUUUUGUAGUCAGAAAAACAGAGAUCAAUGCAUUUUCAAACUGACAGAGGGAACGGAUGCUCCUUAGUAGCACAUGCUCGGGAUCGUGUGUGUACCGUUUGUGCAGAGCAGAGACGCUGAAUACUGGUCCAUAUGCUCCUUGUUUACUGCAAUGUUUUUUGCAUGUUACUGUGCACUCCGGACUAAUGUGAAGAAAGGCCAAGAGGAAGAGAAUCCCACAGGUAGAGGCCUUCAGCUGGGACCUUUCCCUGAAAUGGAAUGGACUAAUGCACAGAAAUACCGUUAUCAAGAUGAGGAUGUUCCACAUGAUCAUACUUUGCCUCGAUUGACCCAUGAAGUGAGAGGCCCAGAGCUUGUUCAUGUGUCAGAGAAGAACUUAUCUCAAAUAGAGAAUGUCCAUGGAUAUGUCUUACAGUCGCACAUUUCUCCUUUGAAGGCAAGCCCUGCCCCUAUAAUUGUCAACACAGACACCUUGGACACAAUCCCUUAUGUCAACGGAACAGAAAUUGAAUAUGAGUUUGAAGAGAUUACAUUGGAAAGGGGAAAUUCUGGUCUGGGGUUCAGUAUUGCUGGAGGAACAGAUAACCCACACAUUGGGGAUGAUCCUGGGAUAUUCAUUACUAAGAUUAUACCAGGAGGAGCUGCAGCAGAGGAUGGAAGACUCAGGGUCAAUGACUGCAUCUUGCGAGUGAAUGAGGUGGACGUGUCAGAAGUCUCACACAGCAAAGCCGUGGAGGCCCUAAAGGAGGCUGGCUCCAUAGUUCGAUUGUAUGUUCGUCGAAGGAGACCUAUUCUGGAGACCGUGGUAGAGAUCAAGUUGUUCAAAGGCCCUAAAGGUCUGGGUUUCAGUAUUGCAGGAGGAGUGGGAAACCAACACAUUCCUGGGGACAAUAGCAUUUAUGUCACCAAGAUUAUUGAAGGAGGAGCUGCACAAAAAGAUGGGAGGUUACAGGUUGGAGAUAGACUUCUUAUGGUAAACAAUUAUAGUUUAGAAGAAGUUACCCAUGAAGAGGCAGUAGCGAUACUGAAGAACACAUCAGAUGUAGUGUAUCUAAAAGUUGGAAAGCCCACCACCAUUUACAUGACCGAUCCUUAUGGCCCACCAGACAUUACUCACUCUUAUUCUCCACCAAUGGAAAAUCAUAUACUCUCUUCUGGAAACAACGGCACUUUAGAGUACAAGGCGUCUCUGGCCCCUAUCUCACCUGGAAGAUACUCACCCAUUCCAAAGCACAUGCUUGUGGAGGAUGACUACACCAGGCCUCCUGAACCUGUUUACAGCACUGUGAACAAACUGUGUGAUAAACCACCUUCUCCUAGGCACUAUUCCCCUGUCGAGUGUGACAAAAACUUCCUUCUUACAGCUCCCUAUCCCCACUACCACAUAGGCCUGCUCCCUGACUCUGAGAUCACCAGUCAUUCCCAGCACAGCACCGCAACGCGUCCCCCCACAGUGAGCUUGCAGCGGACCAUUUCUGUGGAAGGAGAGCCUCGAAAAAUCAUCCUCCACAAGGGGUCCACUGGACUUGGCUUUAACAUUGUGGGAGGAGAAGAUGGGGAAGGCAUUUUCGUGUCAUUCAUCUUAGCAGGCGGGCCUGCUGAUCUCAGUGGAGAACUGCAGAGAGGAGAUCAGAUUUUGUCUGUGAAUGGCAUCGAUCUUCGAGGUGCUACCCACGAGCAGGCUGCAGCUGCACUCAAGGGAGCAGGGCAGACGGUAACAAUCAUAGCACAAUACCAGCCGGAGGAGUACGCUCGGUUUGAGGCAAAAAUCCAUGACCUGCGUGAGCAGAUGAUGAAUCACAGCAUGAGUUCUGGGUCUGGCUCCCUGAGGACUAAUCAGAAGAGGUCACUGUAUGUCAGAGCCAUGUUUGACUAUGACAAGAGCAAAGACAGUGGUCUCCCAAGCCAAGGCCUCAGUUUUAAGUAUGGAGACAUUCUUCACGUCAUCAAUGCCUCGGACGAUGAGUGGUGGCAGGCGAGGAGGGUCACCCUGGAGGGAGACAGUGAGGAGAUGGGAGUUAUACCCAGCAAGAGGAGAGUGGAAAGGAAGGAGCGUGCCCGUUUGAAGACUGUGAAGUUCAACGCAAAGCCUGGUGUCAUUGAUGCAAAAGGGGACAUCCCCGGAUUAGGUGACGACGGUUAUGGAACAAAGACUCUGAAACAUGUUUCUUCUAAUGCCAGCGAUAGUGAAAGUAGCUACAGAGGCCAAGAGGACUGCAUCCUUUCUUAUGAACCUGUCACAAGACAGGAAAUUAAUUACACCAGGCCAGUAAUUAUUCUGGGCCCUAUGAAAGAUCGAAUCAAUGAUGACUUGAUAUCUGAAUUCCCUGAUAAGUUUGGAUCAUGUGUACCACAUACCACACGACCAAAGCGUGACUAUGAAGUGGAUGGGAGAGAUUAUCAUUUUGUCAUUUCAAGAGAACAAAUGGAAAAAGAUAUCCAAGAGCACAAAUUUAUAGAAGCCGGGCAGUACAAUGAUAAUUUAUAUGGAACUAGCGUCCAGUCUGUGAGAUUUGUGGCAGAGAGGGGCAAGCACUGUAUUCUCGAUGUGUCAGGAAAUGCGAUCAAACGACUACAAGUUGCACAACUAUAUCCCAUCGCUAUCUUCAUUAAGCCUAAAUCAUGGGAGCCUCUGAUGGAAAUGAAUAAACGUCUUACAGAGGAGCAAGCCAAGAAAACCUAUGAUCGUGCAAUUAAGUUAGAACAAGAAUUUGGAGAAUAUUUUACAGCUAUUGUCCAAGGAGAUAGCUUAGAAGAUAUAUAUAAUCAAUGCAAACUCGUAAUUGAAGAACAAUCUGGGCCUUUCAUCUGGAUUCCUUCCAAGGAAAAAUUAUAAAUUAGCCACUGCACCUCUGAUUACAACGGGAGAAUAUUUAGAAGAAAACUAUAAUAUACUAUUUGGAGGCUUUCCUGUUUUUGUUGCAUUUAUGUUCUUUGCAGUCAAUGUGAAUUUUGAUGAAUGUACAACACAAAGUGUUUGAAGCCAUGAAGGACACUGAUGGGUCAAAGGGUAGGAACAAAAAGACUUCUACCAUAUAAAGCAAAUCUGUUGUGUGCUGAAAGCACCAGUUGUAGGUAUAAACUUUUGACAUGGAGACCCUCUGUCAAGGGGAGCUAGCCACCUCUUGUGCCCAUGCGGACAUUUUGAUCAAUUUCAAUGGCUGAGCUCAGUGUGUUGAUUGCUUUAAAGAGAAGUUCCCAGCUCUUGAACCUCAUAUAGGGCUUGAUUCUGCAAGGCGCUCAGCAUUUGACCCCAGUUCCUACACAUGUGAGUAGCCCCUUGACUUGGAGUUACUUGUGAUCCUUCCCUAUGCCAUUCAGUCCCAUCAGUUCCAGUAGGACUAUUUAUGUGCUCAAAGCUAAGCACGGGCUUAAGCGUUCUGCUAGAUCAGGGCCACACGCACCUUGCAAAAUCAAGCUCAGAGUUCUUGGUCCACUUCCCACUGAAGUCACUGGUAGGAUUGUCUUUGACUUGACUGGGAGGUGGAUCCUAUUCUAAGCUUGUCAUUGCACAUUUGUAGUUUGUACACCUCGACUUUGGUAACUAUGCACAUCUUUUGAUUUCUGAAACCAAGUCAAGCAUUUCUUUUUUCCCCUCUGGAAAAACUAUUGCAUCAGGAACUAAUAACAAUAUAGUUUAUUUUAAUGGAUUUUGGGGGUGAGAGAGGAUGGAAGCAUUUCACAUCACACAUAUGUGCACACAAAUACAUUCCUAUGUGGACACACACACAAGCAUGAGGAUUCACAGCACCUAUGUUGACGAGGAGGGAUACAACUGGGAAACGCUUUAAAUUUUUUGAUUGUCUAUUUUAUCAUUUAUAUUGAUAGAAGGCACUUAAAGAUGGAAUAAUUUAUAAAAAUAAAAAUAUAUUGAUGUAUAGAAACUAAUUUCUAUAGGUAAAAAUGUUUUUGUGAGAUAUUUUGUAAAGAUUAAUUAACUGAAAGAUUAAAUAUUUACACCCUUGUGCGACUGUAAAAUGUAAAGAGGACCAUCAAGUUGCAUUAUCCCUUUUCUGUAACAAAUUCUCUAUUAUGAGUGACAAGCAAGAUAAUUCCUUAAAUUGUAGUUGUCUGUUUUUCUCUCAAUCUAAUCCUCUCCCUUGCCUCUAUUUAAUCACGAUUAACUCCUGUGGAAAGAUCACUUGAACUGACUGUAGGUCCUGCAGGACCUUCUCUGAAUACAGAAGGAUAAUGCAUCUUUAAAUUGAAAUGGAUGACUUCUCAGAAGCAAGAUGUCAGUGCUCGAGCGCAGUUACAAUACUUCAUCCAAAAAAUGUUUUAUGAUUCUUCCUGUUUCUUAAUGGAAAUACCAAAAGUAUUUGAUCUUUCCUCUGUUUGUAGGCAGGCAGGUCACCAACUAACUUGUAUCUUCAUUCAUUUCACAGUCAACAAGGGUCUUAAAAGCAAAAACUGAGGCAAUGGACAUUGCAAGGGAUUUGGGGAAAGUCUGUGGAAUUGCAGUUCGGGAUGUAGAGAAGGGGAGAGGGAGGUAUUUUCUCCUUGUUUCACACUGCUCUUCUUUUCUAUACUGAUGUCAUUCUUCAUUCUUACAAGGGGACAACUGCAAGAGAUACAAUGACAGUAAGCUGAAUUGCCUUUGCUGCUGCUGGACCAAGUCUUAAAGAAAGCCCACAAUCUCCUGCCUGCCAUGCUGCAGCAGUCUAACACUUAUUAGCUGGUGGCUUCAGCAACCCUAAUGUUUAAGGAUGUUUUAAGGGCAAAUUCUAAACAAACUCCUCAGUCACUCGUCUCUUUGCAGCUGACAUUUCAGCACCUGUCCAGCUGACAGGCAUACCCAGCCCACCUCUCCAGAGGAUGCCAUGAGCUGGAUGUUUGAAACAUAGCCACCAGUGGUGACAUAGGUAAACAUGUGGGCGUUUCGGUGGCCCUGCAGUGGCCCCUCAUGUACUGCCCAGCUACGGUAACUUUGAGAAGUUCACACUUCUUUUACUGCUAUUUUUCUUGCCUGGCCAGCACAGAUCUAUAUACAAGGGAUUCAGUUAAGUCUCCAAAAGAGCUUUGUAACCAGAAGGGCUAGAAACAUUUUUUACAAUACAUAAAUGAAUGAAAGCUUAGCUUUUGGAUAAUUCUGCAGAAAUCCACAGAGUGACCCCAGAUCUUUGGAUGCCAUGGAUUUUUCCAUGCUGGCAAAGUACUAUUGCCCCAGGUUGGGAAAUAGCCCACUGGACCUGAAAAACCAAGUAUCCUAAAACAGGAACUUCAUUCUAAUUUUCAGCUCUGUUUUUAAGCAAUCAAUCACACCUGCUUAUUUGUUUCUUAGUUCAGCAUGCAGCCUUUUACAGUACUAUCCUUCUAGUAACUGUUUUGCUUUGUCAUGUGCUGUGCUUUAUGGUGAACAAUAACACUAUGGCUGAGUACAAUCAAUUUUUCCAUCAGUCCUUGGUUACUGUAGUAACAUUAUUUAUUUUUCCCUGUCUGUUGUUUGUGCUUCGAGUUGCCAUUGCACUUCUCCUUUUUUUUUCUUUUUUUUCUUUUUUUUUUAAAUAAAACUUAUAUUUAAAAACAAUUCACCAAGAGAAGCAGUAAGAGGUCUUAUUUCCCUUAGGAAUUGUUCUCCCAUUUGUUUUGUGUGUUGGCGUUUUGCGUUUCACGUUUCAGCAUCCUCAGAGCUGCGGUUCAUUUUUGCAUUGCAGCUGUUCAGAUCAUACUGGGUGGUAGUGGGAGGAGGAAGAGAAACACGAGAUUCAUGCAAAAUUACAUCUGGUGCAAAAAAAAAAUGAUCCGAACUCACAACCCACAGCAGUCAGCACCUGAGACCACACUGGUGCUAACACAGCUUAGCGUAAUCAGAUUCCUUUUCUGUCCAUGUAAAAGACUAGUGAGCGUCUAAACAUGAGACAAAUGCAAAUGCUGGACCCUUUAGGAAAAGUGCCAGAUCACAUCCCUGGUGCUAUUUCUCAUGUUCUGGCACAGUGUGUAGCACCGUAGGGUCUAAGCAGAACCAAAAUUACAGCAUCUUUUUGUCCACCCAUGAAUGAUCACAAUGACAUCUUGCUAGAUUUGUGCAGAUGUGCGAUAUUACAAACUAUUUAUUUCUCCUUGCCACAAAGCAUCUCCCAUGCACUGACUCAUUGAGAGCUUGCUGACAGGGCUCAGUGAAAAGGCCCUCUUUAUUGGUCUUGUGGUCUGGCCACAAACCAGUGAAAGAGCCUCUUGCUUAAUUCCCCUUCCUACAGAGGUACCCUGUCCAUGCUAGCGCUUUGUUAUUUUUUUGGUAGUAAAGGUUGUUUCUAGAAUAAUAUUCUGUGAUGUAAUUGUGUUUGUAGCUAGCAUGGUUUGAUGCUCCGGUGUGGAUAGGGUCCUAGGAACCACUCUGUGAAAGUCAAGGAUAAGGAAUCUCUCCGUUGCACUGAAAUUUCAAAUCCUCAUCCUGGAGAGCAGUCUUGAACCAGAGCUAACAACCACUACGAGCCAGCGACAGUGUUCUAUCUACACAACAUUCACUAAUCUAUUUACGUCAGUUUUCUAUGUAGAAAUUGUUGGUUUUAUACCUUCACUAUUACUUGCUCAUAAGAAGUCAGUCAAAUUGUAUUUUUGCUUUGGUUUUCCCUACUUUCUUUCUUUUUAUUUUGUUUUUCCCUGACCAGAGGAUUCAACAAGUGACAACACAAGAAGACACAUGUAGCGAAAACAGUGUUCAUGCAUAAAGGUCUUGGUUUCUUUUUAAGCUGCAGAUUUAAAGCCAUAAUAUCUGCCAUGUUCACAGAAAAGUGUUCUUUUAUUGUUCAUAGCAUUUAAUCUCAGCAUUUCUUCUCUUGAGCAUUUUGUCUGCCAUGUCAUGCAUGCAGUUCACUGUGCAACUGCAUCCAUGUGCUCUGGCCCAUGCAUGCCUUGGUGAAAUAGAUGUAUUUUCCUGUUCCAUCAAAAAACAAGACAUCUUGUCAGCUAGCUCAGAAGUAAGAAUGAGGUAGUCAAUAUAUUACAAACAAAUUGACUGUUCCUUUGCAGGACAUUUUAAAGCACAAAUCAGCAUCAAAGUUAAUAGUAAACAACAGCUUAAUGCUACUCACCACAUAGCCAGCCUAUAUCCUCAGCCAGUGGAAUUAUGGUCACUCCAUCAAUUAUACAGUCAUAGAAUCAUUUGAGUUGGAAGAGACCCUUAAAGGCCAUCUAGUCCAACUCCCUGCAAUGCACAGGGACACCAACAGUUCCAUCAGCUUCUUCAGACCCCAUCUAGCCUGACCCUGAAUAUCUUCAGGGACGAGUCCAUCCCAUUUAUGCCACCUGAAAUUACAUACCCAUCCUCACUGUUACAUCAAUUUUUUAGCAUUACUCUAAAGCACCAAGGCCCCAUUACUAACAGAAGCUCAAUACUUUGCACCAUUAUUUACUGCCCAUAUUACUGUAGCACCUAGAGGGCUAUGUCCUGGACCAAUAUCCCUUUGAGGCAGGUGCAGUGAAACUGCUGAACACAAAGACACCCCAUAGGCCAAGCACCAUGGCCAGAUUUUCAGAAGGUUUCAGCUCCACCAACAUCUCACCAAGAGCAAUAGGAAUCGCUGCCCCAUUGGCUCUCUUGAGAAUCUGUCUGUAAGGUGAGGAGUGUAAGACAUGAGCCAUCAUCUCUCACCCCGUGUUAGCAGCUUACACCUCUGGCCCUGACCUACAGCCCAGGUACCUCAUUCUGGUGUAAUUCAGCAUUUCUAAUGAUGGGCGGUAGCCAGCAUCUGGGCAAGAUCGUUGGAAAAAAAAAUAAGAAAAAAAGAACAAUACUUUUUAAAAAGCAACACUGCUGGCUCUUAGUGGGAUAGCAACCUUUCCAUUUCUGGAUUUGUAUUCCUACAUUUGAAUCGGUCAGUCAGCCCGAAUUUCCGAGUGCAACAGGCUGCACGCAGUGUGCCACUCUGUCCAGCAUGCUGGCCAACGUGCGUCUCUUUGGCAGGAUGUUUCUCAGUCCAGCUGUAGUGUGGAGUACUCAGAAUCUGAACUGGAGUUUACAAAAUACCUUGUCCAGCUUACACUCCUGUUAUGUGUAAAUACUCUGCGCAUCCAUUCCAUUUGUGUAAAGAAUAAAGCACACACAAUUAUAAAUUCAAGAUGUAUAUUUCAUA
Lagopus leucura (white-tailed ptarmigan) is the source of this 8111-nucleotide messenger RNA. Its product is annotated as disks large homolog 2. NCBI's taxonomy places the organism in Eukaryota, Metazoa, Chordata, Aves, Galliformes, Phasianidae. Gene Ontology annotation, cellular component: postsynaptic density membrane; neuron projection; neuromuscular junction. Gene Ontology annotation, biological process: chemical synaptic transmission. Gene Ontology annotation, molecular function: kinase binding. The record is from RefSeq and is a predicted model, not a curated record. Bases 113 to 2875 code for a protein of 920 amino acids. The transcript has 25 exons.